UUAACCACUUGAAUCAUUCACAGAAACAGAAUUCGAAAAAGAAAGCUAGUUAAUUUUUUUUUUUGGGGAAAUAUGGCCGAGGCGGUAGUUUCAAUGGUAAUUGAAGGGCUCAAAGGCGCUCUUAUUGAGGAAGUGAAGUUCUUGAGUGGGGUUGGCGAUCAAAUUGAGUAUGCACAAAUCGAGCUACUUUUGAUGCAUGGCUUCCUGAAAGAUGCUGAUGCAAAACAAGGAGACAAUGAAGUAGUACGCAUUUGGGUUCAAAUUAUAAGAGAUGCUGCUUAUGAUUUGGAGGAUGUCAUUGAAUCUUUUGCCUUGAAAGUGGCUCUCAAAAGGGGAGGAAGUGGGAAGCUUGUUCUGAAAAGGUUGGCGUGCAUCUUUAACAAAGGCAUUAAUCUUCACAAGAUCGGUUCAGAAAUUGAGAGCAUUACGGUCAAGCUUUCCAAAUUGAGGGCGAGUUUGCAAGGUUAUAACAUCAAGCAAAUAACGGGUACACAAUAUGGAGGUGCCACUUCUUUUGAGAGGCAAAAGGAACAAAGGCAAACGUAUCCACAUGUUAUUGAACGUGAUGUUGUUGGGUUAGAGAGCGGUAUAGAGAUACUAGUCAAGCAGUUGGUGAAAGAAGAAACCCAAGUUGUAUCUAUUUGGGGGAUGGGCGGUUCAGGAAAGACCACUCUUGCAAAACAAGUUUAUGAUCACAAUGUUGUUAAGUGUCAUUUCGAUUGUUUUGCUUGGGUGUGUGUGUCACAACAAUGUCAUGGAAAAGAGGUUUUGGAAGAUAUUUUGAUCAAGCUUACUCGCGCCACCAAUGAUCAAAUAAAAGAAAUUUCGAAAAUGAAGAAGGACCAAAUAGUAGAGAGGCUUUGCAUCAUCCAAAAAAAGAAGAAAUGUUUGGUGGUUCUUGAUGACAUUUGGACUCGUGAUGCGUGGAACUCUCUAAAACCUGGAUUUCCAAUAGGUGAGGAAACGAAGAGUCGUAUAUUACUCACCACUCGCAACAACGACGUUGCUACACAUGCUGGAGAAAAUCGUUAUGUUUAUAAAUCGCGUGCGCUAAAUACUAAGGAAAGCUGGGAACUGUUUAAGAAGAUAGCAAUCUUUGGGAGAGAUCAAGCAGACUCUGAAUCUUAUGCUGAGAAGGAGAAACUAGGAAAGAAGAUGCUUCAACAUUGUGCUGGUCUGCCACUAGCCAUUACUGUGAUUGCGGAACUUCUAGCAAGAAAAGUCACAGUUGACGAGUGGAAUACAGUAGACAAGAACGUUGAUGUGCAUAUACAGAGAGGAACUGAUCUUGACCAAGAAUACAAAGGCGAUCAAGGAUAUACAGGUGCAUUAAGGGUGUUGGCAUUGAGUUAUGACGACUUACCAUAUCGUUUAAAACUAUGCUUUUUAUAUUUAUGCCAAUUUCAAGAUGAUUAUGAGAUACCGGUCAAAAGACUGAUUCAGUUAUGGAUAGCAGAAGGUUUUAUAUCUCCGGCGUCCCAACGACAUGGUUCAUCCGAAGUAUUGGAAAAUGUAGCAUAUUCUUGUUUAAGUGAGUUGGUGCAAAGAUGUAUGGUUCAAGUUGGAACACUUGGUUCAACUAAGAAGAUCAAAACAUGCCGUGUUCAUGAUCUUAUGCGAGACUUGUGCUUGUUAAAGGCAGAAGAGGAGAACUUUCUUCACGUUGUAAAUUUUACUGACACGAUAACCAAGGUAGCAACAAUUACUAAAGUUCGAAGACUUGCUGUAUAUGUGGAAACAGAAUUUGUUGAUAGAUUUGCUCCCACAAGAAAUGACCAUCUUAGGUCUUUGUUAUUCUAUGUCGACCCAAAAUAUGAUUACUCCAAUUGGAAGAAAAAAUUAUUGGGGUCAGUACUAUUCAACUCCAAAUUGCUCAGGGUACUAAAGUUUGAAGGCAUAAGGGGAGAUGUUGAGUUGCCGAGUAACAUUGGGAAUCUUGUCCACUUAAGGUUUUUAAGUCUAAAGGGAAGUCAUGUAAAACAGUUGCCAUCAUCUUUAGGUAAUUUAGUAUGUUUGCAAACUCUAGACUUACGAGGUGUUACCCGGGUGAAAGUACCAAAUGUGAUUUGGAAGAUGAAAGAAUUGAGACAUUUAUAUUUAUGCCAUUUUUACGAAGGGGGUGGGAAAUUGUCCUUGGCUACUCUUCACAAUUUGCAGACUUUAGUCAAUAUUUCAGGUGCUGAUUGUGAUUUGAAUCAUCUUGCUGAAUUGACCAAUCUCAGAAAACUGUUCAUACAUGGGGUGAAAAAUAUGGAGGAAAUCUUGAAAUCUACUAGCAUCACAUUUAACCAUCUUCGAUCUCUAUUUGUGCACUCUGGUCUCGAACUUCUACCAAUGAAUAUGGCAUUGAGUUGUCCUCAUAUAUACAAACUUAAAUUGGACGGGGCAAUCAGAGAUCAAUCAUUGGAAGGCCUUCAGUACUAUCGGAACCUCACUAAGAUGUCUCUGUCUCGUACUCUUCUACGGUUGGACAGUCUCAAAAUACUUGAGAAGAUCCCAAACUUAAGAAUGCUUUGGUUUGGUUUUGGUACUUUCGAGAAUCUUCCAGAACUGGUUUUCUCAGAAGAAGGUUAUCCUAAUCUUGAAUUUCUUUCACUUUCUGGGAUGGCUGAAUUUAAGACUUGUAGCAUAGAGAAAGGAGGCAUGCGUAGUCUCUGCAGUUUGUCUAUUGACUAUUGCUGGGAAUUGACGGCAGUCCCUGAGGGGCUUCAGUAUGUUACUACCCUCAAGGAAUUAACAAUCCAAAAGAUGCCUGGGACAUUCUGUAGUAGGCUUCGGGAAGGAGGAGAGGAUUCCUACAAAAUUCAACAUGUGCCUUCUGUUGUCAUUACAAAUAUUGAGGAGGAUAGAGAAGUGGAUAACUGGUAAGUAUGCUACUUAUAUUUUCUGUAUUUUUUUCUUUGCUAUUUUCUCGGUUUCUCAUGGAAAAAAUCAUAAUGUGUUUUUUUUUUUUUCCUACUUCUGGUUGUUCCUUAA
Molecule: messenger RNA, 2976 nt
Organism: Malus domestica (apple)
Lineage: Eukaryota; Viridiplantae; Streptophyta; Magnoliopsida; Rosales; Rosaceae
Product: putative disease resistance protein At1g50180
Biological process (GO): defense response to other organism
Molecular function (GO): ADP binding
Source: RefSeq, a predicted model, not a curated record